ACACAGCUCCUGGGUGGGCAGAGGCGGCCGCGCAGCUUCUGGACCUUCGAGUACUACCAGGCCUUCUUCGACGUCGACACCCACCAGGUGCUGGAGAGGAUCAAGGGCUCGGUGACACCGCUGCCGGGGAAGAAUUUUGUGCGUCACCGCCUGCGCAACAACCCCGACCUGUACGGUCCCUUCUGGAUCUGCGCCACGCUGGUGUUCGCCCUGGCCGUCAGCGGGAACCUCUCCCACCUGACGGAGAAGCGAGUGUCCCCCACCUACCACUACAGCCCCCAGUUCCACAACGUCACCAUCGCCGCCACCCUCAUCUACUGCUACGCCUGGCUGGUGCCGCUGGCGCUGUGGGGGUUCCUGCGGUGGCGGCAGAGCCACGGGGCCGGCACCUACAGCUUCUUGGAGACCGUCUGUGUCUAUGGCUACUCCCUCUCCGCCUACAUCCCCACUGCGGUCCUGUGGCUGAUCCCAGCCACCUGGCUGCAGUGGCUGCUGCUGGCCGUGGCCGCGCUGCUCUCAGCGUCGGUGCUGGCCCUCACCUUCUGGCCGCUGGUCCGUGCCGAUGGCCGGGCAACCGCGCUGGCCGUGGUGGCCGCCGUCGUCUCCCUGCACACCCUCCUCGCCGUCGGCUGCAAGCUCUACUUUUUCCAGCAGCCGCCGAGCGCCAGCCCAGCCCCUUCACCAUUCCACACCACAGUGGGGGCCGAGGGGCUCCGCAGCCACGCACCGCAGCUCCCCGGCACCAAUGUCUCCCUGCCGGGCACCCACCCUGCGCGGUGAGGGGGGGUGUCCCUGGAUCGAUGGGGAGCCCCCGGCCGUGGCACCGAGCCCCUCGGAAGGACGCGGCACUGCUCGGUGCCUCU
Haliaeetus leucocephalus (bald eagle) is the source of this 863-nucleotide messenger RNA. RefSeq names its product Yip1 domain family, member 2 (gene YIPF2). The annotation marks the transcript as partial. The transcript is spliced from 6 exons. The record is from RefSeq and is a predicted model, not a curated record. Gene Ontology annotation, cellular component: membrane; Golgi apparatus. NCBI's taxonomy places the organism in Eukaryota, Metazoa, Chordata, Aves, Accipitriformes, Accipitridae. Gene Ontology annotation, biological process: vesicle-mediated transport. Gene Ontology annotation, molecular function: small GTPase binding.